Molecule: messenger RNA, 2327 nt
Organism: Mya arenaria
Lineage: Eukaryota; Metazoa; Mollusca; Bivalvia; Myida; Myidae
Product: phospholipid scramblase 2-like
Exons: 10
Coding region: 156-887 (243 amino acids)
Biological process (GO): plasma membrane phospholipid scrambling
Cellular component (GO): plasma membrane
Molecular function (GO): phospholipid scramblase activity
Source: RefSeq, a predicted model, not a curated record
CUUUAGAAUAAGCUAUGGUCAAACAAGAAUGUAAUUCAUUAAUGGACAUUUUGAAAUAAGCAGGACGUGAACAUUUUGGAUUUUCGCUUUGUGUGGACUGCCAUAGUGAGAUAAGCCAUUACAUCUGAAGGAUUCUACCAUCUAGCUGAUACAUCAUGUCUGUUGAGAAGCAGCCAAUGGGAAUGGAGCUGCAGCCAACAGGGCUACCAGCAAGCCUCACGUACCUCCAGGACCUGGAUCAGAUCACCAUCAAGCAGAAGAUUGAGAUGCUUGAAGUGCUGACUGGAUUUGAGACAAGGAACCGGUAUGCUGUUUUAAACAAAGAAGGGCAGCAAAUCUUCUUUGUCCAAGAAGAGUCGAGCCUUUGUGAGCGAUGCUUCUGUGCUCCAAACCGUGGUUUCCAGCUCCACAUGACUGACAACAAUUCACAGGAAGUUGUGCGGAUGUCGCGGGAGUUCAAGUUUUGUAUGGGUUGUUGCUGGUGUGGUGGCGGCUGCUGUCAAAUGGAGAUUGUUGUUGAGUCGCCAGUCGGCAGGGUUUUAGGCAAAAUCAGAACAGGGACUUCAAAGUGGAAGGCGCACGUACAGGUGUAUGACGCUACUGACAAGCAUGUGUUCACGAUCUGGGGAAUGUGUUGUCCAUGCCAGACACCCUGCUGUAAAGAAGAUCUCAACUUCCCAAUCACAACCCCAGAUUUAAGUCAGCGAGUUGGCAAUAUUGCUCGGGAGUGGCGAGGAUGUUUUGUUGAUUGCUGCACAGAUGCUGACACCCUGAGGCUUGAAUUUCCUGUUGACAUGACUCUGGAUUGUAAAAUGCUCCUCACUGGUGCCGCCUUCAUGAUUGAAUAUUACAUUUUUGAGAUGGAGAAAAAUGGCAACGGUCAAUAGAGUUUACACUGCAGAAAAAGUGGUCACACAAGUUUAUCACAAAAUCAGACUAGAUUGCUUGGUAUUUGUUUAUGCAAAUUCUUGAAUAUUUUGAAUACUAGUAUAUAAAAAUUCUUAAAUAUUUUGAAUUUAUUGCAUAAUUACUGUUUGAUUAUUAUUAUUGGGAAUAAUAAGCCAAUUGGUACUGUCUGAUAAUGUGUGAUUUUUGGGGGGAAGGGGAAAAGCACUUUCAGUUUGUUGUUUAGGUACAUUUCACAUGAAUAUCUCAAGAAUUAUUUAUUUUGGAAUGUAAAGUGUAGGGAGAAGGUUCAAACAUGGUGUCUGUAUUUCUGAUAAGCACAACAAAUAAAAACCAGUGUUGGAAUUGAUGUAUCAAUUGUAUGGCUUUACACACCACAAUCCAUUUGAACUGGCGGGAAUUUCAUCUAUAUUUUCUUCUAGUUAGUUGUCAUCAAACAAACAAAAAAACUCUAUAGCUCGACUAUUCGAAAAAAAAGGAGGCUAUACUUCUCACCCUUGUGUCUGCAUCAGUGACCGGUUAAAUUUAGGGCGAGUUUGCACCAAUACUCUUCAUUUAAUUCACAUAAUUCCUCACAUAGUUGUUCAGGAUCGUCAUUAAACAAGGUUACAUAACUCCAUAUUAUCCUAAAUGCAAAUUAUGGCCCCUGAUUUAUUUAAGAACUUUAGUUCAAGUUACUUGAUAUAUAGGAAUAGUUUAUGGACAUCUUUCAUUGAACUGCAUUUGGGGCCCCUAGGGUCAAGGUAACUGUUUCUUAAAUCAGAAAAAUGGUUGGUACUGAAUAACUGUAGUUAAGGUCAACAUAUUGUGACCAAACUUGCUAUAUAUGAAGAGUUUAUACAGACAUUUCAUGGGGUUGUAUUUGGGGCCCCAAGAGUCAAGGUCAUUGUUACCAAAAAUAGAAAAAUGGUUACUACUGAAUAACUUAAGUUGAGUUGACAUAUUGUGACCAAACUUGGUUUGUAGGAAAAAUAUAUGUAGGAGUUCCAUGAGAUUGCAUUUGGGGCCCUAUGGUCAAGGUUAAGGUCUCUUUGACUUAAAAUAGGAAAAAACAGUUGAAACUGAAUCUCACAACAAAAGCUAAAAUUCUGACAUUCAUUAAAAACCUGGUUUCGUUGCAUAUCACGUUUACGAAGUCUCAAUUCUAAGUUAAUCAGACUCAAUACUCAAAACUGUAAACCUAAAUUUUGUUUUUACUUGCUUUUCAGCACAGCAUUGAUAGCUAAAAAGCAAAACUAAUUAUCACACCUGAACGUUUCAGAAUCUUUUUUUUUUUUUUGAAUAUAUAUAUAUUUUUUUUAUGCUUUUCUGAGUUAAAUUCUUAACUUAAGACUUGGGACUGUUUGUAAACAUUGACACUGGUGUUUAAAACAACUAAAUAAACUAAAAAUAUCCCUGCAGUAUUGGUAACAAAAUGCUCA